Amborella trichopoda is the source of this 1535-nucleotide messenger RNA. RefSeq names its product Peroxisomal membrane 22 kDa (Mpv17/PMP22) family protein. NCBI's taxonomy places the organism in Eukaryota, Viridiplantae, Streptophyta, Magnoliopsida, Amborellales, Amborellaceae. Gene Ontology annotation, cellular component: membrane; cytoplasm. The record is from RefSeq and is a predicted model, not a curated record.
CUAGAGAGAGAAAGAGAUGGGCAUGUUGGAGAUAGAAAGAUCGUGGUCUAGAGAGAGAAAGAGAUGGGCAGGUUGGAGAUAGAAAGAUUGUGGUCUAGAGAGAGAAAGAGAUGGGCAGGUUGGAGAGAGAAAGAUUGUAAUAUUGAAGAAGGUGCAAGAUUACAGACGAGUCAAACCGCCUAUAUUCAUGCUUUUAGGGCAACUAAGAGGAAACUAACAUGGCACGUUUAGAGAGAGGAAGAGACAUACACAGGAGGUAGGGGGCUUAUCGCCUUAUUGGUGACAGAAGAGAGAGAGAGUCUUAAAAAGGCCCAGGCCAUCAUAAAAUUAGAGUUGAAUGAACCUCUUCCCUCUUUCUCUCUCUAACAUCUCCACCCACCGGCUUCAUCCAAGACCCAUAACAUAGAAUGGAUAUUCUCCUUUCUCUCUCCAACAUCUCUCUACCCACCUGCUCCAGCCAAGAAAGAAAACCCAUAACAUAAUUUGGGGAAUCAUUUUUGUUUCUCUCUCUAACAUUUCUCUACCCACCUGGUCCACCCAAGAAAAGGAAAACCCAUUAUAUAGGAUGAUUAGAGCAUGGAGGUGGUAUCAGAAAUGUCUCUCUCUCUAUCCUGUUAGGACCCAGAUCAUCAGCUCUGGGAUUCUUUGGGGCAUUGGAGAUGUUUCUGCUCAGGCUGUGACCCAUUACACAAAAUCCCAAAAACAUCAUCAAGAUCAUGAAGAUAGAGAAGGUUUUAGAAUCAACUGGAAAAGAGUGGGUGUUACGAGCAUGUUUGGCUUUGGAUUUGUUGGACCACUCGGGCAUUACUGGUAUGAGGGAUUGGACCGAGUUAUGAAGAAUCGGUUUCGGCUCCCUCCCAAAUCAUUACGGUUUGUGGCCUCAAAGGUUGCCAUAGAUGGGCUCAUUUUCGGUCCCCUGGACCUUUUUGUGUUUUUCUCAUAUAUGGGUUUUUCAACUGGCAAAACUGCUGCCCAAGUGAAAGAGGAUGUCAAGAGAGACUUUAUCCCUGCUUUUGUUUUGGAGGGAGCGAUCUGGCCCGCUGUUCAGAUGGCGAAUUUUCGCUUCGUCCCCGUGCGAUACCAACUUCUCUAUGUCAACAUAUUUUGCUUGCUGGAUAGUGCUUUCUUGUCAUGGGUUGAGCAGCAAAAAGAUGCUCCCUGGAAACAGUGGUUCACAUCUUUCUUCACUCUUGAAGAACAGGAGAGCCAAAGCUAAUUGCUACCGCAUGAGAAUGGGUCCCUUUUUCAAUGCAUGCUUCAUUUAAAUUUGAGCUAAUUCAAUCUUCUAUCAUGGCUGGAUGUGUUUUUUGUUUGGGGUAAAAUGACAUGGAUGAUGGAGUCAUGGGAUACCAUUUGUAAUCCAUAGCCAUUAAACUUCGUCCCUCCCUUUACUCAAGGGAAUGAAAGGAACAUGAUUAGGUUCAUUUUUAUAGCAUUACAAUGUGGGGUUGGAUCCCAUUUGUAACAUAAUGAUGGUAUUCAUGUGACGUAGAAAUAAGAAUAAUGAGAAGUGAAAAGUACAAUCUUUUUGAGGA